AUGUUUGAAGAAGUCUUUGAGCGCUGCUUUAUCUGCCAGGGACCGUCUAAGGGGCUCUAUUGCUCCUCGGACUGUCGCCAGAAGGACCAGGGUAUGAUGUCUCGUGCAGCCCCAGAGUCAGGCGGCGUGCAUAUCACUUACCAAAUACCUCCCGCGCUCAGCCCGCAUAUGCGCCCCCAUUACCCCUCGGGCCUCUCGCUACGGAGUACCAAGCCACGCACAACGAGCAAUAGCACGUCGUCGGGCUCUUCGUCGGCUGUUUCAUCGCCCCUGCAAUCACCACGGACAAACCCUACAGAGUUGGACUCGCCCCAGAAGGGUCUGUUCAACCUGCCGCCCCCGGCUUAUCCGUCCAAGCAAUCGUUUGGCGUGACGUCGUCGGUACCCAUGAAGAUUCCAUCACUAGCCUCGCGGACGUCGCCCGUAUUUUCGGCGGUCGGCACACCAGGAUCAGUGGGAUCGACAGUGUAUGCCAACAAUGCUUCGAUCGACACACUACGGUUCGGGCGUCGGCCUGCUGCUGUUAACAGCGUAACAUCGCCGAAUGCCCUCAUCCCCCGAUGCGCCUGUGGCUUGCCAGCAAACCACAAGGGACGGUCAACGAGCAAGGACCGAGCCGACCUGUUUGACUCUGGCUUCUCCCGUUUAUCGCUCAACCCCUCUGGUACAGCAAAGGAAGAGCCGAUAAGCCGUUCGCUGCGAAUCGUUUCCGACUCUGCUAUUCCUCCGUUCACGCUCUCGCCAAAGGUGAUGGCCCAGGCAAUCACGCCGAAUACGCAUGUGACGCCGUUGAAUAUCUCUGAACACCCCUCGCCUAUUGCGCCUACUACCCACCUCUCUCGAUCCCGUUCCGACCCCAUCCCUCCUUCCCCUGAACAUGACCGUAUUCCCCCAGCACCCGUCGUCUCGAAUAUCGCUCCUCCCCGCCGCCAGAGUGUCAACCCUACUCCUGCAAACUGCCCGGGUAGGGAGCACUGUUGCUCUGGACUGAGGCAGAGCACGCAUGCGCUCGGCGUGACGGAUGUUGAAUCGCCCAGGAGGGGACGGAGCCGGGAGAGGACGAGCCACGAGGACAGUGAAGAUUGCUGCAUGGUCACUCAGACCCAGCAUGGCGUCCUUAACCACCCGCCAGAACGAGAGGCUGCCCCAUCUCGAUCCCGAAACAGGCGGGACAGCGCGAGGCGGAGUGGCACGAGGUCGAGGUCGAGGGUGAGGGAGAGGUCGCGCCCUAGGGAAUGGACGAGGGAAUUCGGCAUGUCGAGGGAACGGCCUGCAGAUGGCCAGAUCUCGCCCAAGCACCACCACCUCUCGCCCAGGCAGUCUGAACCGCAGAUCCUGCCUAGUUGGUCUCGCCCGCAGGGGCUCGGCCUUGAGAAUGGUGUGGCCCCGGGCAUGCGCCGGACGGGGAGCGGGCAGGAGAGGCGACGUGAAGGCGAGAGGGAAGGCCGAGAGAGGGGCAGGGGGGGAAGUCAGGAGGAGGAGAGGAGGGCGCGAAACCAGUUUGGACAAGUGUUUGGCGUUGCUGCUGGAUAG
This is a messenger RNA of Cryptococcus wingfieldii CBS 7118, 1533 nucleotides long. RefSeq lists its product as hypothetical. Lineage: Eukaryota; Fungi; Basidiomycota; Tremellomycetes; Tremellales; Cryptococcaceae. The record is from RefSeq and is a predicted model, not a curated record. The coding region runs from base 1 to 1533 and encodes 510 amino acids. The transcript has 2 exons.